This is a messenger RNA of Triticum turgidum subsp. durum (durum wheat), 738 nucleotides long. The record is from the annotation of a GenBank genome assembly. Lineage: Eukaryota; Viridiplantae; Streptophyta; Magnoliopsida; Poales; Poaceae.
AUGCCGCCGCCCAAUCUCGAAGCGCGCGACUACAUCGGCCUCGGCCCCUCUGCGGCGCCCGCGCCCGCCUCCUCCUCCUGCUCCUCCUCCGCCUCGGGCGACGCCGGCCCGCACCUCGCGCUCCGCCUCGGCCUGCCGGGCUGCGGCUCGCCGGGACGGGACGGGCCGGAGGACGCCGCCGUCGACGCCGCGCUCACGCUCGGGCCGUCUCCAGCUACCGCUCAUGCUUCGCACAGGGGCGGCGCCAAGCGCGGGUUCGCCGACUCGCUCGACGGCUCCGCUGCCAGGGCUGCCGGGGAGGAAGACAAGAAGAAGGGUGAGGCCGCCGCCGCCGCCGGAGCCGGGGCUCCGCCAGCUGCCAAGGCACAAGUUGUUGGGUGGCCGCCUGUUCGGAGCUACCGGAAGAACACGCUAGCCGCCAAUGCCACAAAGACCAAGGCCGAGAAUGAAGGCAGAAGCGAGGCAGGGUGCUGCUAUGUCAAGGUCAGCAUGGAUGGAGCACCGUACCUAAGGAAGGUCGAUCUUAAGACUUACUCCAGCUAUGACAACCUUUCCCUGGAGCUGGAGAAGAUGUUCAGCUGCUUCAUCACUGGCAAAAGCAGUUCCUGCAAAACAUCGACGAGAGACAGGCUCACUGAUGGUUCUAGGGCUGAUGCUCUUCAGGACCAAGAGUAUGUACUCACCUAUGAAGAUAAGGAUGCUGACUGGAUGCUUGUUGGUGAUCUUCCUUGGGAGUAA